Messenger RNA from Impatiens glandulifera, 507 nucleotides. Its product is annotated as 60S ribosomal protein L35a-3-like. Gene Ontology annotation, biological process: cytoplasmic translation; ribosomal large subunit biogenesis. Bases 1 to 507 code for a protein of 168 amino acids. Gene Ontology annotation, cellular component: cytosolic large ribosomal subunit; ribosome. NCBI's taxonomy places the organism in Eukaryota, Viridiplantae, Streptophyta, Magnoliopsida, Ericales, Balsaminaceae. Gene Ontology annotation, molecular function: protein binding; structural constituent of ribosome. The transcript has 6 exons. The record is from RefSeq and is a predicted model, not a curated record.
AUGGCAUGGCAGAUGCUCGCAAUGAAUUAUACGGUCGUUGGAAGGUCCUUCUUUUCCCCCAGCCUUGGUCCCAAGGGGACACUCCAAGAUGGUAUAGAGUAUCGGCUAGGGUUUUACCAAAGCCUUCGUCCUACUCAGAUGGGGCUAUCGCUUAAUAUCGCAAUAGCCACGGUGAAGGGGCGUCAAGGUGAAACUAUCAGGGUUUAUGUGCGAGGCAAGAUUUUAGGAUACAAAAGAUCGAAGUCAAAUCAGUAUCCGAGCACUUCAUUGUUACAGAUCGAGGGAGUUAACACAAAAGAGGAAGUUACAUGGUACCAAGGGAAACGCAUUGCCUAUAUAUACAAGGCCAAGGAGAAGAAGAACGGAUCACAAUACCGUUGUAUUUGGGGGAAUGUUUCACGUCCUCAUGGUAACAGUGGAGUUGUUCGAGCUAAGUUCAAGUCUAACCUUCCUCCCAAAUCUAUGGGCGAUAGAGUGAGGGUUUUCAUGUACCCAAGCAAUAUCUGA